AUGUCUAUCAUCGUUUACAAGGAUAUCAUAUUUUUAACAAAACCAUUUGGUGUAAAAUCACUUUUAAAUUGCCUUCCAACAGAUUUAUCCAGUCGGUUAAAAGAAGUUUUCUCUGAUCUGGUUUCGGGGGAAAAAUACCAUUAUUCAAUAAUAGAUCAAUGUGGAGAACUGUUGACAUCAUUUCCUACUAAAAAAUACAAAAAUUUGUACGAAUUUUCCGAGACAAAUGAUCUGAUUGAUUGGUUGAAAAGAAUUAUCACGGAGAAGCGUGAAAGUUAUGAAUUUAAUGAUAUCAUAAAAGAAUUGAUUGAUUUAAUUCCGAAAAGCUCAUCACCAAAAAAAUUUUCAUUUGGCAAUUAUCGAUCACCAAGUAAAUUUCCAUUAAGGGACAUUGAUCCAAAAUCUGUAGGACGGUGGAAAAUUGACCGAGUUACAUUGCUAGACGCGAAUGUAUUAUCACAUUUUUUAUUAAGUUGGGAUGAAGAAGGUUGGGAGAAGUGUAUAAAGGAUUAUGAGUAUGAAAUCAUUAAUCGAUGUUCAACCGAUGUGUUAGUCUCAAGAAAGAUGUAUCAAGGAGCACAUGUUGCUCGUCGUAGUCAAUAUGAUAUUUUAUUUAGAAAUUGGUCAUUGAAAAUUGUUGGAGUUUGUUCAAAUACUUAUAACGUAAUAUUUGGUUAA
Molecule: messenger RNA, 678 nt
Organism: Entrophospora sp. SA101
Lineage: Eukaryota; Fungi; Glomeromycota; Glomeromycetes; Entrophosporales; Entrophosporaceae
Source: the annotation of a GenBank genome assembly